This is a messenger RNA of Carassius gibelio (silver crucian carp), 3698 nucleotides long. Its product is annotated as 40-kDa huntingtin-associated protein-like. The coding region runs from base 2263 to 3405 and encodes 380 amino acids. The record is from RefSeq and is a predicted model, not a curated record. Gene Ontology annotation, biological process: vesicle cytoskeletal trafficking. Gene Ontology annotation, molecular function: protein binding. The transcript is spliced from 15 exons. NCBI's taxonomy places the organism in Eukaryota, Metazoa, Chordata, Actinopteri, Cypriniformes, Cyprinidae. Gene Ontology annotation, cellular component: early endosome.
AACAUGCCAUAUUGUCUUGGCAGUUAUUCAUCAUUUUGUUUCUGAACUUUGAUGAAACAACAGAGAGAAAGAAAAGGUGGACAAUUUUGUUUCAAAUGAAAGGAAAUGUAAAUCUUGCUCCAGGAUGUAUGUAGCCAAGCCUGUCCUCUGUUGGAUCAUAAUUCUUUGCUUUAGGCAGGAAACUCAAGCCAAACCUACGAUCUCUGAACCGAACCAGGGUGGCACUAGCAGGAGAAACUCUUAAUUUCAAACUGUUAGUGUGUAUCCCAGCAAACUACACCACUAACAAACUUAGAUUGUACCAUAAUCAGAGCAGAAGGAUAAUUUGGAGUAGAGAACUUAAAAGUGUAUUUUUUGAAACUACACAGUUGGAGAUGGCACGUAUCAAAAUGCGCAAUAGUUCCAGUUCUGGCAAUUACUACUUUUAUUAUACAGAUCAGAAGGUGCAUUGGGUGGUUCAAGUGAGAGGUGAGUACACGGAUCAUUGAUCCAGGGUUGGUCCUACAUUCUAUAUGCUCCAUAAUUGAAAUGCACUGCUGUGACUGAGAGAUUAGCAUAUGAAUGAAUCUUGAAAUUAACCGUUUACAUUUCUGAUUUUUUAAAAUAAAGACAUGAGUUUGGCCAUGUGACUAGGCAUGUUAGACUUAAAACUGACACUUUCAGCAAAAAAGAGCUGUAAUGCAAAAACCGAGCCACAAACAAAGUUCCUUUUUUACGUUCUCUCUAUUUCUUCUAUUUUACUCUUACUCCAACUCUUUGUUUUCCAGAUAAGGGUUAUCAGCAGCAACUUGAGUUAGACAGUGCCAUCUUCACAAUGAUGGCAUUUUCAGGAACUCUGCUCAUCUUCAGUGUUGCUGGGUCACUUUACAUAGUAAAAAGCUACAAGGUAAAACUUGGCUGCACAGUGUGUCGUAGAAACAUUAGAACAUACUGCAAUAAUUCAUUUUAUUCUAAUUUGUUGAAUGUACGUUUAUUUAAUUUCAGAUGCUCUCUUGUAUACUUUAAUGCAUUAAUUAGAUGGUACUCAUGCUGUAAAAGUUCAGUACAUCUCAAAGGAUUCAAUCUAAGAAUGGGGGGGGGGGGGGGUUGUACGCUGGACGUGUGAACAUUGAUUAUAACAUUACAAUGGCACCUGUCAAGGGGUGGGAUAUACUGGGCAGCAAGUAAACAGUCUUUCAUGUGUCAGAAGAAGAAAAAAUGGGCGGGUGAAAAUAUCUGAAUAACUUGGACAAGGACCAAAUAGUGAUAGCUGGAUGACUGGUCAGAGCAGCUCCAAAACACAAAGUCUUGUUGCAGUGUUUAGUUUAGAUCAGGUGGAUGGCUGGGUACGAAUGUAUCAUUUACCUGGGGAAGAGGUGGCAGUAGGAUGAACUAUGGGAAGAAGGCAGAACGGUGGAGGGAUCUGACAUUCAUGUGGAUGUUACUUUGAUACUACCCGCCUGGCUGAAGAUUGUUUCAGCAGAAAUAUGCUCCCUGGUGCACUGCAUAAACUGUUUAAAAAAAUGGUUUUGAGGAAUGUGAAAAAAAAAAAAAAAAAAAAAAGUUGAAGAUGUUGCCUUUGUCUCCAGAUUCCCCAGAUCUCAAUCUGAUUGAGCAUCUGUGGGAUGUGCAGCAAAUCUAAUCCAUGGAGGCAUCAACUUGCAACUUGCAGUGCUUAAAGCAUCUGUUUCCAAUGUCUAGAUAGUACAGGCAACAUUAUGAGAUUUUGUUGUGUCCAUGUUUCGACGCGUCGGAGCUGCUUUGACAACACAAGGGGGACCGACAUGAUAUAAGGCAGGUGUUUUUAAUGUUAUGGCUGAUCAGUAUUUAUGGACUCAUAACUAAACGGUAAAUGCCAGUUCAGAAAAUAUGACAUAUGUGCUAUUAUGCAAGAUGUAUAAAUAAAAUAAAAAUACAUUUUUAGGAACACCAUACUUGUAGAGAUGACAAAAAUGUCGCAGACCAGAGGCCAGGGUGGAGUGAUGAAGUGAUACUGGAUGAAGAUGCUGAAUCUACACAACUCUACACAGCGCUACAAUACAAAUCAAGCUCCAUUUAUGAUGCAGUGCAUCUAGACGUGAUGCAUGAAGAAAACACAAAGAAAACAUCUGAUGAAAAGAACCGCGAAGAACAAGAAGAUGAAGUAUUUGAUUUGGUUUAUGAAAACGUGAAUGAAUGAAGUAAUGAUUAAGUUAAUUAAUUUGAUUCAUGAAUACUUGCUGGAUUUUUUUUUUAAUAUAAUUUAAUAUUUUAUGGGCCAGUGUAAAAUAAAAUAAAUGAAAUAUGAAAACAACUGAAUUUUGUGUCGUUUUCCCCCAAAUUCAUCAAGCCUCUCACCAGUGGAUUUUUUUUGUAAAAGCCCCGCCCUUACUCUAUGUAAGCCAAUCAAAUAAUCUUCAGAUGUGUGUAACCAAUAGGAACGCUCGUAUCCUAACUUCCUGUCAGAUUGCUCCUCCUCUUGGAAGUGUCAACAUGGCAGCCGAGGGAGAUUUUCUGACGCGCUACCGGGCGGUGUCAAAUAAACUGAAAAAACGUUUUCUCCGGAAGCCUAAUGUCGCUGAAGCAAGUGAACAGUUCGGUCAGCUGGCCAAGGAGCUCAAACAGCAGGACUGUCCUCAGUAUGCUGCCUUCUGUAAUCUCGCCAUGGCCCGCUGUGAGCAGACCCUGUUCAACGCACCAGGAGAAGCCCUGGCUUUGACUGAUGCAGCCAGACUCUUUCUGGCCUCAGAACAGGAAACCAGAGCACUGAGGGCUCCCGGCUUCGAUGAGAACAUGCAGGCAGCCAUGAACUGCUAUAGUUUUGCUAUUAAGGUCUAUAUUGAGAUGAAUCAGCCUGUUAUGGCGGCCAGUCUCUCACUGGAGCUUGGCAAUGCUCUGAAGGAGAUGAACAGACCCGGGGAGGCGAUAGUUCACUUCCAGAGAGCCGCAGAACUCCAGAUUCAGACUCCGAUUGAGGCCCUGCAGUCACUGUGGGAAAUGGCCUCCUGCAAAAUACUGACCCGUGAUCAUGAUGGUGCUCUUGCUGUUCUCUCUGAAAUGCAGCACAUGAGCCAGGAAAGAGGACUACAGCUACCUGGGACAAAUACCCCUGUCGGAGCAUAUAUGGAUAUCAUAGCAAAGUGCGAAAUCUCCAGGGUUUUACUUCUUAUGUUGCUUGAGCCUCCCCCUCAAAAGCUGUUACCCGAGCACGCUCAAACACUAGAACGAUAUGCCUGGGAAUCCUUCGACUCACACAGUCAGGUAAACUUCCUUCCAGAAAAUGUGUUCCUCCUCCUGCAGUCGGUUGUGAUGGCCUGUCAGGAAAAGGAUACAGAAUCUCUCAAGGCUCUCCAGACAGAAUUAUGGCCUCUCCUUUCGGCAGAACAGAAUCAUCUCCUCCAUUUAGUGGUUCAGGAACGAAUUACACCCUCCGGUCAGGGCAUAUGAUUUGGUAGCAUACACCCCCACAAAACAGUUCUUAUUGGAACAUUCCUGAGCCAGUGCCUUGUGCAUUUUGCAUGAGGACUGUAGAAGGUCGCUGAACCUAGCAGAGCUGUACAUACACCUAUGAAAAUGCCUAAAAUAACAGAAGGUUUAUUUGCUUUUGUAAUAAUGAAUGUACAUUUUAUUCCCCAUUUUCAUAUAACGGUAAGAUAUUGUAUGAAAAAGGUAAAUGAUUAUGUUGAAGCUGUUAUGUUGAAAAGUUAAAUAUUGAUGUAAAUAAUAAAAUAACAAAAGUU